AUGUCUGACGAGACCGCCAGCCAGUAUAGAAGUCAUCAGUCAGUUUAUUUUCAGAAGAGUGAAUCAGAAUUUACUAUAGACAAAAGUGAACCUACUUUGGACCCGAGCAACAAGGCUGAAAAAAGACAUUGUUAUUCCUUUCUUCCCUGGAUCUUGAAGUGGUUUGUGGCCGUAUUUCUUUCCUUGUUAGUGUUAUGCUGCGUUGUUGCAAGUAGAAUUUGUUUGCUGGUCUUAGGAAAAAAUUUCAAAGAUUUAAACGAAGUUGGAAAAACUGGAAACGACGGAACUUUAAAUCAAACUGUAAAUAGUAGCGACGGACAUUUCAGCCUAACUGGAAAAAGUGAAAACAGUUCUACAGAGGCAGGCAAGCAAGCAUUAUUUCUUAUGCUUAUUCUGGCUUUGAUGAUUCCUGAGGCCGUUUCUCUCAUUUACGCUUCAUGGACAAGUUUGAGGAGAAAAAGUCACCCGUGGCCAUCUCAGAAAGGUUUCAUAACUGUAAGUUUACUUGUAUGCAUACAUGUAAUUCUUGCUGAGACGUUAAGAGAUUGAUAUUUACCUUAGAUUCUGAUUAUGUCAUUCAUGUUUGAAUUAUGAGACUAAAGUAGGAGUAGUCUAGAGCUCCUUGACUGAAAGAAUUUUCAAACACAAAUUAUCUGUCUAUUGUACUUAUCAUAAGAUCACACUUUUGCAUUGUUUUCUGAGCUUAACGUACGCGAGUAGAGCUUGAAAACGUUGUAAACUGUGUUAUGAGUUAUAUCCGACCACCAGUUACUUUUUGCUACUUGAAUCUCCUUUUUUCGAUAACAGAGUGAUUUCUCGCGCGAUGAUUGGUCGAGAGCUAAAGUCAAUCGAGAGCUCAGUGAAAACCGAAGUGAUGUCAUGGCAUGACAGAUUUGUUUUUCUGUUUCUCUCGCGCGAUUUUCCUACAAGGGUGAGUCGCCUGAAAAAGACUUAAAACUUCCAAUGGUGUCGUAAAAGCAAAUUGACAACAAUUUUCGUUUGUCCACACACCUCCGGAACGUGGUCAUGGAAAUUGACAUCGAAACGUUUUGAAACAAAGUAGAAACACGUGCGUGACAGGCCUGUGGUCUUACUAAAAAGUCUCUAGCACUUUCUGGUAUUUUGUGGUUCCACUUGAAGUUUAAACAUUUUGGCAUCUUUCUACGUACUAUAAGACGUUAUACAAUGCAUUGAAUACCACUACUGAAUACUGCAGCUUGAGUACCACUUGUUCGGUUACCACAUUCUGAUUAUAUUGGUUGAAAAGAGGAGGAAAAUUGUGGUUGAUUUUUUGCUUCGUUUUAGCGAACCUCAAUAAACGUCAAAGGAUACAGGAUUUACCCAAUACAUUUUGUUAUAUAUUUGACAUAUUCAGUUUACUAGCUAAUGCCCAAAUUAAGACGGGAAAUUAAUCAAAAGAAAGGAUCAGAUUUUUAAGAAAAUUCAUAUUAGCCCAGUCAAAGCAACUAUUGGUAGCCGGAAAAGAUUUGAUUUUUUUCGACGAAAUUGGUUGAAAAGCUGUUUUUUACAGUUGAUGCACAAGGAAGUUAAUAGCAACAAAAGAAUUCGGAAAGCUACUGAAUUGCUGGCGGACAAUGAAAAUCGGUUGAAAGAUCAGGCUCAAAACUACUGCAAAUCAGUUUAAUAACAAUAACCAACCGUCUGAAACAUUACUAACCGUGAAUCUAACAUCUUAAUGCCGGGUAUGAUUGAUUGAAGACAAUCAUGAGUUUGUACGUGCAUACCAUCUCAACGUGGUAUUUACAUCUUUUUAAAAUAUUUUUGUCUUUGUUUCAAGCUUUUUGUUCCUUGCUAUUUUACAUGAUAUUCGCAUGCGGUAACACACAUCAAUGAAUUCACUUCCUCCUGAUUGAGCGAGUAAUGAAUGUAUUACCAUGGCUUUGUAAAAACUCUCAAAACCCCAUCGUAAUUAUUGCCGAAAAGGUGCUGUGUCACGCACUGAAAACCAAUUUCACUAUACCUUAACAAUAAGCGAAAAGUAUACUGCCGGAAUAAGGGCCUCAAGGUAUACACGACUCGGAUUCGCAACAACGAUUUUUAGCACAAAGCGUUGCUACAUUGUUGCGACAUUGUUUUUGAAUAGCUACAACAUCGUUCCAACAUUGCAACGCUGUGUUGCCCUAAAAAUCGUUGUUGCGAAUCGUACUGUGUAAUAUCACCUUAAACAAAGGGAAGGAACUUAAACUAGAGUGCAGUUAAUUUCAAAUGAAAGCAUAGAUAGACAAAAUUGAAAAAGAUAGAGAAGGAUUGUUACAAUCCUUUUUUUUUUCUAGUUUCAAAUGUUUAGCCGCGUAAGUGCAGUUAUUCCGAAAUUGUUGUUCUCAUAUUUUUCCUUCGAUUUCUAGCCUGCGGGAAACACCUAUUUCAUUUCUAAAACUUUUAUUUCAUUAUUUGGGUCUAGAAUGGAGUAAUCGAAAAAUUACAAAACAAAUUCCACCACCCCGACGGUACAAUAUCCCUUUGAUUUUGUUAUCAUUGAACAAGUCAGUCAAUCUUUAUCCAAAAAGGUACCUGUUUAGUAGGCAGGAGUUAUAUGGGAUCACUUGUGUAGUGGGAGUCACGACUUAAUCAAUAUUGGUCUGUUGUUUAAUGAUACUUUAAGCACAUUGUAGCUAUGUCACGAUUUGGUCUUAGCAUAAAAACAAGUUCUUUAUUUGUUCGCGGUUCAGUGGCGCCGGAGUCGAUCUCCUAAAGGAGAGCGUAAAUGCUCGCCGCAGGAUGAAUCUUUCAGUUAUUUUCGGCGAUUCAGAACUCUUAAAAUUUACAUGAGUUAAAGAGAACUCGAAGAAUAAACGUUUGGUCAUUGUUUAAAACAAAUUUACUCUUAUCUAUCUUGGACUUCAAUUUACCAAAAGGGAGAUAGACUGGAACUUAGCCAUCUUUCGCUGAGUUCAAAUUUUGUAGUUGCAGUACAAAAAUUACUGAAAACGGACAAUCCCUGUUUCUAUUUGAACAUUAUCUUUGAGAAUUCUUUUGGAGUUACUAGUAUGAGGAAAGAAGCUUCAUUUUGAAUUCCGCGUGACAGGAUGCAUGUAAUGAUCUCAAUAUAAGUGUCUUUAUAUAAAAAUGAUGGUACAUUCUCCAACAUUUCUAACAUACUUUGUUUUACCAAUAGAACCUCGCGCGGGUCUCCUCUGAAACCAUUUAGGCGUCAUAAUAUAUGAGUCUUUACGACACGUUGAAAUAACUCAGCAAACUAGAAAGUUCAGUAUUUCGGAAAAGACCCCGGCCAGUCUUGCUUAGGAAGUCUAGAACGAGUUUGAAGGUGACCGCGUCUGUAAAUGUUCAGUAUUACACGGAAAACUUAAAAUAUGCUAAGGCUUGCUGUUGUCUAAAAUCCUGGCGAUGUAAAAUCUUUACAACGAAAUACUCAUGUUAUUGCCGUCGAAAUAAGUGCUUUCAGAGAGCAACGAUGGUGGUCAGAGUAAUUAUACGUUUCGCUACUCUCUCUAAAUUACUAGUUUCUUAUUACUUCUAAAUUAAUAACAGUUUAUUAGAAUUCGGCAAUAUAUAUUACAAAUUGAUUACCGUUAAGGGGAAUCGAUUAUUUGCAUGGUACGUUGCUUUUAGACCCUUAAUCAUUGAUAGUACCCGAGAUAAAAGAAGUAGUAAGGCAUGAAAUAGGGCUGAAUGUCGUACUUCGAGUAGCACCAGUCUAGCAUGACAUGUUUAAUGAGAUUCGUUUUAAAGGCCGGUGUGUCAUGGCUGGCUAGUUCAGUUGGUUUAUAUGAAUUACUGACGUCCUUAUUCGCUAAGAAACUUGAGACAAAUCCCAGCUUCGUUACAAACAAAUGUGUCCCCUAAGCGUCGUAUCAAACGCUUCAAGCAGCAAAAAAGAACUUUGAAAAACUGUUCCGUCAUAUAAGUUUUCCAAAACCUCAAUUGCAAUCCUUUUAAAUCUUUUUCAAGUUUGUGCAUCCGUGUCUCCUUUUGUGUUUACGUUUUGAGCGGUAAUUUUCAUAUUCCACUCUAUUUGGUGGCAGUUUCCACUGUUUAAAUUUUGGUAAAUUUUAUGAUGCAGCUCCUUUAGCGUAGGUUUCUCAGAGGCGUGACAAUAGACCACAAACGUGCAUCUUCUUACGGUCUCUCUCAAAUAGUUCCUCUUCCCUAAACUUAACAAGGUUGGAUAAACAGGUCAGUAACUGGCUAUGUGAGAGAUUUCGUGCGUCAUCUCAUUUGCUCAGUCAUAAAGUUAAAACAUAACUAUCUUUACAGCUGAACCGAACUUUGGAGGCGUCUGUCAGGGACUUGUGUCUUUUCUCCAACACAAGAUAUGCUAUAGAAAAAUUCAUUUCAAAUCCGGGUUUGUUUCUGGCAUUUUUCGUUUCAUUCAGCUCACGCCCUCUAACGCUAACCAUUUGUGUUUAACCAACAAUGUUUGGAAUUGUUGCGUCCGUGUUGGCAGUGGUAUGCAAGAAUGAAACGAAUGCGACAAUUCCCAACUCAAUAUUGGGACAGGCAGUGCGUUGAGGAAACGAUACAACCCAUAAUACUUUAUAAACUUUUAUCAUCUCCUUGGGCCAAGGAGACCAAUGUGCAAUGCGCGAGCGUGGCCCCAAAAAUGUCAGAAGAGGUGUGCAAAUGGAUGCAAUAUUGUUGCACUACUCUUCGGCCGAUCACGGAACAAAAGAACUUUUGGCAGUUUUUGGUUAAAAAGUUUGACCAGUUUCAAACUUUGUGCAGCAACACCCGACAACACGCAACAACAUGCAACAGUGUGUGCAAAUGGACUCAAAAUUUAGCAUCCAAAUAUUUUGGGAGUUGUUGGCCAAAAGGCCUUUUCACUGGGCUUUAUAGGUCCAUUAAUUUGACUAGUUUCACGGCUUUGACAAAAUUCAAGUCCUUAUUUCUUUUUCAGAUAUUUAUUGGUGGCUUCCUGGAGACCGUUUCUCUUAGUUAUAUCACCAUUGUUGUAAUGCUAAAAGUAAAAUUACUCAACUCAGACGUCAUGAUUUUGCUGCCAUGCAGUUUGCCUCUGGGCUUCACAUUGUGGCACUUCAUCAAAUCAAGAUCACAGUGGAACACGAAGACUGGAAAAUUGGAAGUCAUUCGGUUCGGAAUUAGUGCGGUGUUUGGGGCAGCUGGUGUUUCAUUUUUGUGUUACAAGUACGAGGUAAACAAGAAAACUCUACUAAAAAUUUUGCUAAGCCUUCUUUAUAAAGUUUAGAAUUUAUAUUCAAAAUAAAAUUCAGAGAUUACAAGGGAUAAUUGAAGUCAAGAAGGGUGCAGCAUUGACAGCAAGUCCCGGGGAGUACUCAACAAAGUUUUGUACGGCCCUGAGGCCCUGAUCACAAAAUCAAUGCGUUUUCUCAACCAAAAAAUGUGUCUUUUAACCCUUGGGCCUAUUUUACCGACCGUCACGGACAGAUUUCCCAACCCUUUCGUAUCUACCGCCGCAUGGUUAGCUCAGCUGGGAGAACGCCAGUCUGUGCUGAGCGGGAGGUCGUGGGUUCAAACCCCGGGAGGACCAACAUUCCGGGUCUUUAAAUAACUAAGAAGAAAGUGCUACCUUUGUAAUGACAGCUACAAUUGGUAGUAGACUUUCUAGUCUUCUCGGAUAAGGACGAAAAACUGUUGGUCCCAUCUCACAGCACUUUCACUUAUCUGGUUCUUGUGGGACGUAAAAGAACCUACAUCACUGUUCGAAAAGAGUAAGGAAUGUAGACCCUGGUGGUGUGGCCAACCUUCGUGGGCUGGGUGGGUUAUCUGUAAGGGGAGUAAUCCUCCUUCAGGAGUUUUAAUGGCUACCUUUAAACAGUGUAUGUACGUAAACGAGAUCUAACAGGGAAGUCCCUACCCUUUCAUACGCCAGGCAAAAGUAUCCCUUUCGGACUGAGUCUCCCCGCAUAGGCCGUUAUAAGGAGUAACCAUUCUCCCAAGUACGUUGACCCAUCUAUCAUCGUUAAAUUGUAAUUCUCCUAUUAAGUCGGAAGGAAUGGGCGGGUACAUACUUUAGGCGCAACUAUUUCUGGGAUAUCGAAAGCUUUUCUACCUAAAGGAUGAGGCGCGUCCCAGAUGUAACAAGGCCUCACAGGAUUGGUUAAGAGAACAACGAACAGGAUUAACCAUGGAACCUAACCCUAAAACAAAAGAGAAUGCUGGGACAUUCAGGGAAAUAACUAAAUAAGAGGAUACUACAAAGGAUCUCAGAAACUGAAGCUUCGAAAGCUUGUGACCAUUUUCCCUUUUUUUUUUUAAUUUAAAUUCUCAUGUCGUGCAGGCUUAACUUGGAAAUCGUUGUUCUUUCAGAUACCUUAUGCGAUUAUUGCCCUUCUUGUUCUUUCCAUCGUCUGGUCUCCUAAACUGCGGAAACUGCAAAUAGAAACCAAUAACCAGGACUCCAGUCAAAGUGACGACGAGAAUGCGAGUGAGGAUGUGGCGAAUGCGGCCAAAAUUACAGCCCGUGGAAAAGCUGCUAUUGUCAUUUCUUUAUGGAAACUCUUUCUAACACCUUUUGUUGCCUUAGUGUUUGCCAAAAUUUGCAACAUCGUAGAGCUGGGCGGCAUGUCCGAAGGUUUUAGAGCAUUUAGUUCGUCAAAUUCGUCGUUUGUGUACUUUAUGCUGCACAUCUUUUCCAGCUUCUUUGCCUACCAUCUUGGUUGGCUCGCCUGUUCACUCCGUAUGCAGCAGACUGGAUACGCCCUUCCCUUGACCCUAGCCACGCCCAUCGCCAUUUUCAUUACAAACGUCGCAGGGUUUUGCGAUACGAACAUGAUUCCGUUAUCGUGUAGAUCGGAUAACCAACUUUACACUCUAGCAGGUGGCGGGCUGCCUCUAUGGCUGGCACAGUUCAUGGUCACUACGUACUACCUAUGGAAAAGUCGCGGCUUUAUUAUGGCAAGCGCCCACGAUCUUUUUUGGAUACCAUCGUAUAAUGGUAAGUUCUGUAGCCAGGAUGCUCGAAAUAUAAAUACUUCCUUAACAACAUGGAAUUUUAUCACAGUACAGAGGUAACUGUUGAACGUUAAUCGUUAACAAACAUUGCGCAAUUUUUAUAAACCAUAAUUAGGCAAACACUUGGAAGGUCCAGAAGCAGGUGUCUGCUUAAUAGAGGUUUCACUGUACUUAGCUGAGGACUUCCUAGUUCUGAGGGCACCUUACAUUUUUGAUGCUGUUUCACUUUCUUUCUGAUGACUUUGUGUAAUGUCCGAUCGACUACGAAGACUAGAUUUUAAUCAUUAUCAUAUUACUUUUUUCACCAAAAAUGUUAACCUGGUUGUUUUUAUCGAAGGAGGUUAAGCCUACUCCAGAUAGCGAAAUAAUAAAAAUUCCCCCGCAAACGAGGAUGUACGACGUUCUCACUCAAAUUCACGUUUUCCCGCCAAAAUGACGCUGGUUCAUGCGCUCACUUAGUAUUGAGAAAGGUCAUGAUCACUACCUCUUGAAAGAACUAAGCAAAAUGCUGAUAUUUUAUCUCUUGAUAUUCCUGUUGAUAAUGAUAACUUAGUAUGCAUUGUAUGGUUUAUGUAUAGGUGUCUACCUUGAACAGUAUCUAUUGAUGAACAGGCGUAGCCGAGCAUCUGAUGAGGAAGACGUGAUACAACGGAAUCUCUCACGUAACGUGACUGUGUUCAUCUGCACUACGAUGUACCACGAAGCAGACUAUGAAAUGAAGCAACUCCUUGAAUCGAUUCAUGAGAUGGACAAGAACAAAACAAAAGCUAAACGCCAUUAUGAAUCCCACGUUUUCUUUGAUGGAGGAGUCAGAGGAGACGUCCUCACUGAUUAUGCGUUGCAGUUGGCUUCACUGGUGGAAGAAACAUUGAAAGUACAACUACGUUCCUGCUACAAAGUAAUGACCCCAUAUGGUAUACAGCUCAAAUGGAAACUGCCUGGAGGAAUGGAAUUCACGAUUCACCUGAAAGACAAUACUAAAGUAAGCCUGGAAUAUUUUAAGAAAGGUUCAGUAUAAAGGGACACUGCGGAUGGAUCUAUUGAAAUAGCUAGCUCACUCAGCUUCAAGAAUGCCCAUUUCUUCUAAGUAUCUUAUGGAAUUCAUAUCUUUGCAGGUAAAGAAUAAAAAGCGAUGGAGUCAGGUCAUGUAUAUGUCCUAUGUGUUGGAUUACCAACAGAAUCGUCUUAAAGGUGAGAAGUGUAACACAACAAAGUAUCGCCCCAUGUAAGGGCUCUACGACAGUCUUGAAUUCUGGAUCCCAUUCCUUGGAUUCUGUAUUCCGGGUACUGGAUUCCAGAUUUUUCGUCAUGGGAACUUGGAUUCCGGAUUCUGUGAGCUGUAUUCCGGAUUCCAAAUCCCAGCAUUUCGGAUUCCACAAGCCCAAAUUUCCCGGAUUUCGGAAUCCGGAUUCCCUUACAUGAGGCGAUUUAAUAUUUUGAAAUUUCACCAUCAGUUAUUGCAGUUGUUCUUUUUGUAUAAAUUCAACUAGUAUCAUAAUUAAGGAGUCCCAUCACUUUUCGAAACCUUGGUGGAUCAUUUUACGUCUCUGGGAAACUACCCACCUACCCCUCUCCUAACCCAACAUUAACACUUACUUCUCACUGAGGGCAAAAUGAUGGCUUAGGGGAAAGGUAACACUGAACUAAACGCAACAACAACAAAAAAAAAACCCUGAACUAAACGCAUCUUUCCAGAAGCACAAUGUAGCUGUCCGACUCGGUCUAAGGUUGUGUAAAGGUUUUCAUAAGGUUUCGAUAAGUAUAACUGGUAUUAUUUCAAAUAACUGACUCGGCAACUUUGACAAUUUUAAUUCAGCCGGUAUUGCUAACAUUUUAGUUUCAAACUUAAUAAGAAACUGCUAGAAAGAGGACAUUGUUUAAAACAUCCGAAAAAUGGUGUACAAAAAAAGAGAUGAAAUCUCUAUCUUACUGUUAAUUUUUAAGAAUCAUCCUAUCACUUCCUCUUGGAUCUAUGCAUUGAUUUAUUGAUUAAAAACGUAACUUUUCAGUGCGCGACGAUCAAUGCUAUAUUCUUACCACCGAUGCUGACGUCAAGUUCACCCAUGACUCUGUUGAAGCGUUAAUAGACCAGAUUAUUGAAGAUCCCGGGGUUGGAGCAGUUUGUGCUCGUACACAUCCAUUGGGAAGCGGGCCUAUAGUUUGGUACCAGAUCUUCGACUACGCCAUUGGUCAUUGGUUUCAAAAGGUAUGUAUAUCAUUAGAUUGGACUUACAGGAGAAUUAAGUCACGUUAACCGUCAUAGAAUUCACGAACUAUUGAUUUAAUAUUUUUUAAAUUCCACCAUCAGUUGUAGUUAUUCUUUUUGUAUAAGUACAAGUAGUGUCAUAACUGAAGAGCCCCAUCACUUUUCGAAACCUUGGUGGGAAACUGCCCACCUACCCCUCCCCUAAGCCAACAUUAACACUUACUUCUUACUUAGGGUAAAAUGUUGGCUUAGGGGAGCCCCGUGUAAGGUAAUCCGGAUUCCAGAAUCUGUGAAAUUUUUUUCUUGUGGAAUCUGGAAUCCUGGAGUUUGGAACCCGAAAUUCAGCUUAAGGAAUCCGGAAUCCCAUUAACAAUUGGAAUCCAGACCCAAGUUCUACUGAAAAGGAAUCUGGAAUCCAGUACCUGGAAUACGGAAUUCAGAACGCGGCCGGAAUCCAGAUUCCAAGACUGGAUUACCUUACAUAAGGACGGACGUGGCGUUUAAGAGAGAGUUCACGGUAUAUUAAUAUUCACAGACUUCCUUUGUGGUUGAUGUAUCGUUUUUCAGGUAGCAAAUCACAUGUUUGGUUCAGUGCUGUGUAGCCCUGGUUGUUUUAGUCUGUACCGUUGCCAAGCUGUUAGGGACGUUCUGCCGACUUACGCUACAAAAGUAGACCAUGCUUUUGACUUUCUCACCAAAGAUAUGGGUAAGUCAUAAGUCAUAUGGCCGCUAACCAAGUGAUUUCAUGACUGUUUGAGCCUCUCAGCACUUUCCUCUUAGUUGGUUAAGUACGUAUGAACCCCUGGGGGCAAGGUGUUUGAGCCGUAAAUGAUCUUAAGCCCUGACACUGUUCAAGGGAAAUAGAAUUGAAAGUGACAUCUUUUCUAAAACCAAUAAACGGAAAAUGUUAUCUUGUUUUAGGAAAAGCAAAUAAGUCAUAAAGCAAAAUUAAAUAUCUUUUUUAUUUCUUUUCUUUGGCAUUUACAAAACAAAGAAUUCUACAUAGAGUGUAGCUGAAUCAUUUACGUACGUGAAACGAACAUAUUGCAAUACCAAAAAUCAUAUUCUCCUUGUUGUCUGUGAUUUGCAAAGUCUAUUCUGGCGAUAAUUGGCUCUCUUCAUAAUGAUUCAGUCAAUCCAGCGUGAUAAUUACCAAUCCUUCGGGCUCUGGUUAGUUUUUCCUUCAGAUAGUUGCAAAUGGUGGAGCCAGCAGAUAAGUAAAAAAUAUCCUACCUUACGUGGGGCUUCAAAAUAAACGGUUGGCCAAAAAUGUUAAAGAAAACUGUCUUUAAGAAACGCGGAAAAACUUUCGGUUGGAAGGGAAGCAUCUCUUAUUCAGGUAGAAUCUCUAUUGUACGAAAAGUAUAACAGCCAUCUUAAAGUUUUUCAUUAAGUGCUCUUGCUCUACAAUGUAUCACUUUUUUCAGGGGAAGACCGCUGGAUGUGUACGCUGAUGUUACAGAAGGGCUGGCGCCUCACAUACUGCGCCGCCGCAGUUGACAGCACCUACUGCCCUGAAAGCUUCGAAGAAUUUUACAAACAAAGGCGUAGAUGGGCUCCUUCCUCGUUAGCCAACCUGGUUCUGCUUGUGCGUGAGUGGAAGCUGACACUAAAGACUAAUGAACACAUCUCCUUCUUGUUCAUUGUUUACCAAACAUUUCUUGUCUGUUCCACUGUUAUUGGGUAAGUACGUACAGAGGACAGUCAUGAGCCUAAUAAUAAUAAUAAUAAUAAUAAUAAUGAUAAUUAUUAUUAUUGAUAAUUAUAAUGAUAAUUAUUAAUUAUUAAUAAUUAAUAAUUAAAUUAUUAAUUAUUAAUAAUAAUAUUAUUAAUUAUUAAUUAUAAUUAUUAUUUAUAAUUAUUAAUUAUUAAUAAUAAUAAUAAUAAUAAUAAUUAUCAUUAUUAUUAUUAUUAUUAUUAUUAGUGGUUUACAGAGGGAACUCUUUAAAGACUAAACCAUAAGCUGAAAAUAAUUUACGUUACUAGUAUAAAAAAAUAGAGCCUUAAUAGUAUAAUUAAUAAUAUAAAGUGCUCUAUUAUACAGGAUAAAAGUGUGAAUUAAAAUUUAGCUUUUGAUAAGCUGCGCUUAAAAGCUGCUAAGGAGGGUGCCUGCCUUAAAAAACGUCCAAAGCGUUCCAAGUAUCAGCAGCAAAUUUUAUUGUGGUCCAAUUAAUGUCCUCGCCUUGUAGAGGCGGAAGAUUUACGGAUAUUAUGCUUAUACCUAUUCAGAGGCGUAGCAUGAGAUUUUGAAAGUGUACGCACGGGAAGAAACGUUAGUUAGGAGGGGGAUAUGGGGGUUUGAACCCCUGAAAAGUUUUAAGUUUAGGGUUUUUGGGCUUCGGUCUCAUGCGCUAUUGACUCAGAGCCCAUUCAGGUUCGAGGAAUAACUGUUAAUUAUUUCCCUGCCCCUUGCUGCUCUUUGACAUUCCUCGUAAAUCUAGAUCAAUUUAUUGAGUGAAUAUAAAAAAUAAUGAUACUUUUUACCCAAUGCAGUAAAAAAAGAAAAAGAAAAAAAGAAAAAAAAAGAAAGAAAGACAGCCAUUCAGACUGUUAGAAAACCCUUUGCCAACUGAACACUUUGUUUUAGUAAAAACUGACAUUCUCCUUUUUUAAUCAUUUUUUCUCCUCCCAUUCAGGCCGUCUACAGUACUUCUGGUUAUAGUUGGUGGAAUGGUGUAUGCGGGGAUUGGGUUGAGUGAAAUAACCGUAAUCAUACUUCUCUGCCUGGUGGUUCUUGCUUACACCAUAGUAUGUCUCUUCGCCACACAAAGCUUCCAGCUGAAGGUUUCAAAGCUACUCACAUUCGUGUUUUCUGUGAUCAUGUGUAUUGUUUCUGUUGGUGUAGCUGUUCAAAUCUCAAGAGAAUUAAGCGAACGGGACAUUGAGCCUACUGCCGCGCCCACGACUAAACCAAACGAGACCAUCACUCCUGCGCCGAAACCUCUGGAACAUCACCUUCCCGCAGGAAUAAGCACGUUAUACUUGGCUGGAUUAUCCGGGAUCUUUUUUGCCGCAGCCCUGUUGCAUCCGAAAGAAUUCAUGUGUCUGCUACAUGGUGUUUGGUAUCUCCUUUGUUUGCCAUCUGGUUAUCUACUUCUGACCAUUUUUUCUUUAUGCAAUCUAACAGACAGAUCUUGGGGUAAGUUUUAAAGGACUAAUCAUACUCAGUGCUUUCUUCCGCUGUAGCCAAACCCUGGGGAUGUAAGAUGACACUGGCUUUGUCCCCCGGCGGAGGGGUUACUCCCAUAAAAUUGGGGUAGUUGCGUGCGGUCCAGUUUCGUUAACCCUGACCAUACUUAAGGAUGAGACAAAUGAAAGUUUAUAUACCCUAUUUACCCUACUCGAACCGGAAAAAGUGACACCCUAUUCAAAAACAAUGAUGGCAACACAUAAACCUUCAUUAAACACAUAAACCUUCAUUAAAUUGCUUUUCCAAAACACUAAGGGAUAGCUCAUCUUACUGAGGAGUUUCCCUCUUUUUUAAGCGAACCAGAAAACCAUUUCUUUUUUAAAAUGAUACAAUAGUAUGAAACUAAAUCGGAUUAAUAAUGUUGCCGAGAGGAGUAAAAUUAAAAAAAUGGCCAGAGGAGCUUCGCUUAAAACGUUUGUUAUCUUAACAACUAGAAAUAUUCACUAUAACAACUUGUGUGUUUGGCCUCUUGUUUAACGACCCCGGCUUGGACCCGCAAUAGCCACCUAUAUUCAAUUUUCUUUUUGUUUCUUUUUCUCGUUUAAGGAACAAGGGAGGGGAAAACUGCCUCAGAAGGCGGAGGUGACUGGCUGACUCCCAUUGGGGAAACACUGAAGGAAAUUGUUGUCUGCAAGUGCUGUAGGCCAGCCCAGCUUCAACAGCCUCCUACACAAGCCAUAGAACCACCAAAAGUAGAAACGAAAGACGUGGCUUGUCAAGUUAACGUCGACGAAAUUGCACGAAAUGAGGUAAACAAUACCUGAUUGAUAAUAUUAUACCAUAACCUUGACAUUCGUCAUGGCUAUAGUGUUUUUCACUUAAUCCUUCAUUUGACAGUGAAUUCUAAUUUACGAGGUGUAAAAUAACAUUUAGACAUCAGUAUUUUUUUUUUCAGUAAUGUUCUGAACAUAGGCAGUGCGUCAGUUUACUAUAAGAACUUAAUCAAACAUUUUUUCCUUAUACAACACUCUAGGAGUCUGAACAUCCAUUGGGCCAAACCCGUUACAAAGAAGAAAUGCAUGUUAGUGCAACACGAGUCGAGGUGGAAAGAAGUACAUCUGGUCUCACAGCAAGACAAAACGAAGAAGAGAUAAUUGAAUCCGUUGAGGAUUCCAGUAAUGGAUUAGAAGAAAAUCCAGUUUAUGAAGGAAAGCAAGAGUGUAUUCCUGAAACAUCAGAAAACCCUGAUCGUCCACAAGAAAUAAAUUUACAGCCUGUGUUAGGCGGGUUUACUGAGCCAUAUGAAUCAUCAUCUCAGUCAGGUAAGACCACGAGGGCCACUGAAAUACUUAUCAUGUCGAUAUUCUUUACUUCAGAAAGCCAAACAGAGACGAUCAUUUAUAGUCAAAGCCGGCCAAGCGUUACAUUUGUCAUGCUUCGCCUUGGCCUCCAUAUAAUAUGUCGACGCUUUGCUUCAUUAAUCCAAUAUUGAAUCUAGGCUCAGUUUAAAUAUUGGAUUUUUCAAUUUUAUGAAGGGAUUAAUGAAUCGACAAACGGAAUCAACUUUCAAAGAAUGAAAUUCACUUAAAAGUACAUUAACGACGGAAACGCUUGGUUUUUAUGAUUACGAUAACGGAUUGAUUUUUAACAAGCGCAAAUUACUUUGAACUAAGAUUCCGACUUCUGUAGAAAUGUAUCUCGGUGAUUUAUCAACAGCAACAACAACAAAUCAGAGAAAAUAAGGGAUUGUAAAUGAUCUAUUGGGAACGACUGGUUCAUUUCGUUUAUGUUUGUGUGGUACGAUGGCUUCAAUCAUAGGUCAUUCAGCGUUGCUAAGAGCAUAAUUUAUUGUUGCUAGGACAAUAUGUGGACAAAGUAUCUCAUGUUUUGCAUAUCACAUUUAAAUGGCUGCUUUUUCUUUUCUUUUCUCCCCUCACAUUUUAACCUUAAAGUAGGCGGAUCUCGCGAUUCUACCCUCUUCAGGCCCAAACGCGGAAAACACUCUCCGAUGACCCCUCCGAUGUUAAAAGCCUGGCUGAACAGUUACAACCAGGAUUCUUCAGAGGAGGUAUUUGAAAUAUGUCAUUUUGUAGAUGUCAGGGUGAAUCAUUUUUAAUUAUCUUUUAAACUCGGCUAAUUUUUUUUUUUGCGCUCAGUCAUCUUUUUCUCAUGGCGACUUUGAAUUCUAAUCGAAAGUUAGAUCAUCAAGUGAUUCUUCGUCAGCGAUAGAGUUUAACUUUUAAAAACGUUGUUAUAAUCAGUCAGUUCCGUCUUCAUCUGGCUAUUGGAAGCUCGAGACAUGCACUUGUAGUAAGUAGAAAACUGGGUCAUUAUUUCAGGAUUUACUAUGAUUUGCUCUUUUCUGAAAUAAACAGAGGCAAAAAUGAAGCUAAAAGAAAUGAUGAAAUAAUCAACUCACUCUUUGAAGUACAGGACUUUUGAUUUCUCUGCAUAACUUUUAUUAUUCACUGCCCAGACUUAGGAAGCCAGUGGUGCUAUAGAACGUUUUCACACUCACGUUCGCCAUUGUGAUGCCCCAAAACAAUGAAACGGCCAUCAUGUAACGGCGUUAGUGUUCCAAACCAGUCAUGUGGGAGUUUAACAGGCUUUUUCUUAUGUAAAACCUUUCGAUUGCACCAAUAAAUUUGCAGAGCUGCUGGCCAGCUGAUUGAGUGAGAACAUUCACCAGACACAAUAACAUAUAUAAGAAAAGGUAAAAAUCGUGAUCAACUGAGUUGAAUUUGGAUUACUUCCUUUUCUAGGCUACUACCGAGGUGGAAACAUUAACCCUUUCCUCUAGGCAUAACGGAGAAGGGAGUUCAGUUAAUGGCUUAGAAGACGAGGGAGAUUUAGAUGGAACACAAAUGUGUUCCACGGAAAGAUCAGAGAACCGACGCCGUGGACGACCAGAGAUUUACUUACAAUCACCAAAUGGAUUAUCCCGCCAAUCACUUGGUAAGAUCGUAAAGGUCCAAGGAAUCUUGAAUUAUACAGUCCUGCGAAAGCGUUUCACUUCCUGAAUCACUUCAUACAUUCUCUUAAUGUCCCAAACGGAAAGAUUCUUUUUAAUGAAGCAAAUGUUACAAAAGACUGAGAUUACUCAUUUGAAGAUCCGUGACGACGUCAACGGCGAUUUAAACCGAAAGAGUACCGACUCGAAAAGCUUUCAACUAAUACCACGAAGUGGCAGAUUAUUCAAAAAUUACUAGUGUUUCAAAACCGUUUAGUAAAAUUCUACCUAGAUUUCUCUCUCCAUAUGAAAUGAAGAUGGCGACCUUCAGUAAUCGAUCUCAACCUGAAUCGCAGGGAGAGAGGUAAUUCUGUGUUCAAAAUUCUACCAGCACAUAAAUAUGGGCCACGUAUAUUAUGUUUACGCAUCACAUUUAGUACUCAUUACUUAUACUGUUAUGUUUUCCACACUUCAUAGCUUUCGGAUCUACGGAAUCUCUCUCAGUGCUCAAAACCGACAUGUCGUAUUCGAAUCUCAAAACACCUGUGGAGGAAUGGCUUGCUCCUCUGGAUAUUUCACCGGAGGUAUUUCUUCGAAAUAUUUCAUCACUACUUGCUAUCCCCCUCUGUUUUCCCUUCCUACCAAUACCCUACCCCUUUCGACAACGAUACAAUUCUCUUUAAGACAGAGACAAUAUUAAAGCUAAAGAAGAGAAAAGUAAAGUGAAAAUCAACUAGCUUUUAAUUAUUUUUUGUUUUCUUGCGCAAGGAUUUCACUAACAAGUCAAUUGGGAGAGAUCAUGCAAAACCUCGCGCAUUGGUGAACUGAAUCCGACAUUCACCAGCCACGUAUGCGGUAUCCCGGACUGUAUCCCUAUGGCAACUCCACAUAAAAUCUAGUUUGUCGGAAGCUGGGGUUCACUUCUUAAAACGCUCCGUUGGGUUUCUCUCCAGGGAUUUAGUGUACUCGUUCCCCCUUCUCUUCAAAAAUUAAUCUUAAGACCUGGAACGCCUUUUUUGCUUGAGUAAGUUCUAUUAAAAGAGCUUAAUUUUUGCUUUUACCCUGGCUCAAGUUAAAAACGACGCCUGUUCUCACAAUGUUGCGUCACUGUGUUUCUUCAGAAUAAUUACGCGGUCAUGUUUCGUGACGAAGGAUACGACACCAUGGGAGACUUGUUUGGAUUAUCAGACCAGGUAAAUUUUAGAGCUCAACAUGCUUAUUGUAGCAUUAAAUAAACUUAUUUAUCUUUGCUUUUUCGACCCUGUUACAUAAUAUCGUAUCCAAUUCCUACUCAACAAGCUUAACUUAAAUGUUACCCGUAGUUAGUGAGCAGAAAGAGUUACAACUAACAUACUCUAAGACCUAUUAGUAAAAUCCAACUAGUGGUCUAUUAUCAAUGCUGCGUUCUGAUUGGUUGAGCUACUACUAGGCUAUAUGUUAUAGCCCACUAGUAGCGAAAAGCGCCGACUUUGAAAAACAAAACAAUGGCGGUUGAAUCGCAUUUUGCUACCGAUAGUUGUUUUGUCGCGAUAUUUUUGAACUACUAGUUGGAUUUUACUAAAACAAUUAUUCCUCUCGCCCUCAUGGCCUCUGAGUCAAUAGCAGGGCUUGAGGAAUAAUUGUUAAAUAUCCGUGUUAUUCAAAGUAAAAUAAAGGGGGUAAAGGAAGACAUGUAGGGGCCAACUCUUUCCGAGGUGUCUGUAAAAUUACUCGGAAAUCAUAAAAGUAGUAUCAAAUCUUUUAAUUUAGGCAAAACAGUUCGUCGAGGGCUCGCUAGCUACCGAUUACCAUGAACAGAAGGAUUCAGUGCACUGUGUUUAAUUCGUGUCUAUCCGUUCUUCUUAGCAUGCUAACCCUUAUAUUACGCGUUCGAACCCGAUUUUUGCAUCAGGAGUCACAAACACCGGGAACUCAAACGCUGUAUUUUAAGUUACCUAAUGAAAUAAUCAGUUGUUGAAACCGGCAAUGUUAAAUCAUUUCUGAGCGGAUUCAAAUCCCUUCCAAAAAGACUCACUAUUAUGGAGUUAGGAACAACAACUGAUUAUAUAUUUUACUGGCUAAUACAGCGUUCAGGUUCCCUGUGUCACAAAAAAAUAAUAAUAAUAACAGCGGAAACGUUAAUUAUACUCCUUUUACUGGUAGGAUCUCGAAAGCAUUGGAAUCAAGACAAGGGGACAUCGAAUUAGACUGCUGAGGGAGAUCAAGAAAAUCCCACGAGUGGAUGUGGAGGAAGGCAUUCCAGUAAGUGAUGAUGCUGAUAAUAAUAACAAUAUUAAUAAUAAUAAUAAUUAAUAAUUUAGUUUAGUUGAAAUGAACCGUUUUUUAAUGGAAUUUUUUCCGAAUAUGUGAUAUAUUUUGAAUAGAAUAAUUUUUUCAACCGAAAUUAAGUGUCUUUUUUUUUAGUUGAAAGGAAUAAUAUAAAUAGUGCUUUGCCUGAAUAGUUUUUUAAGUGAAAUUAAUUGUAAAUAGGACUUUAUACUUAGCUUGGUUAUCAAUAAAAGGUUUGGGUUAUUAUCAUAAUAAUGAUGAUAAUAAUAAUAAUACAAUCUUUAUUAACAUAUGACCAAUUUACAUUCCACUAUCAUAGACUAAAACUUUGAUGAAAUAAAAAUAUUAAACUAUCCUAAAACACUAAUUUACAAGCUCACGCCAUUAUCAACUUUCUAAAAUUAGUGGACACACCCUUGGCUAGCUUUUAAGCGGCAGUCGUCAUAUGACCAAUUUACAUUCCACUAUCAUAGACUAAGAUUUUGAUGAAAUAAAUAUAUUAAAAAGAUCCUAAAAUACUAAUUUACAAGCUCACGCCAUUAUCACUUUUCUAAAAUUAGCGGACACACGCUUGGCUAGCAUUUAAGCUGCAGUCAUCAAUGAAAUCCCCUUGUGGAAUUUUGUGGAAGGGUGACCUGGAACCUCUUACGCAUGUGUGUACCAACCUUAAAAUCUCAAAUGAAAGCAAUGUUCUAAUCCAAGUAAUAGUGUGCAAAAUGACAAUACUAAUAAUGAUAAUGAUGAUGAUAAUAAUAAUAAUAAUAAUAAUAAUAAUAAUAAUAAUUUGUAUACGAUACUGAGCAUGAACGACAGUGAGAAAACUGGCAUGGGACACAAGAAAGUUAGCCGCCGUUUGCUUAAAAAUUGCAGAAAAAAAUACUCUAUUGAUACUCUUAUUGUUUGCCAGGCGAAGAGAUACAAUCGAAAUUGACGAAAAAUAAACGAGAAGCUUCUUAUACGUUAUAAACAAAGACAACAAAAACUGCUAUCUUCCAUAAACUAUAUUAGUAUAACAAACUCUAUAGUUUAGAAUAAAUUUCAGUCUUCUUCAAAAUUUUUUUUUUCUGCAAUUUACACCACACCUCCCGUUAGUAGUAACGGUUGUUAUUAUAACUGCUCUGCAAUGAUCUCCAACCAAAUAUCAAUGUGCAAAGAAAUCAAUCAAAACGAAACAAUUUUCUUCCGUUUUAUUUUACUUUUAGAAUUAUAAUUAUAGUUUUUCAGAAAGAAGCGUUUUCUAAAGCUGCAAUGGAUAUUUUUCUUUCGUACAGGAUGACGUUGAAGAAUGGUUAGAGGAUCUUGGUCUUCAGCAAUAUUGGCCCCGAUUUGAAUCAAACGGUUACAAAGAGCCUUGUGACUUGGAGGAUUUGAAAGGGUUGGACAAGAAAAGUCUUAAAGAAACAUUUCACAUUUGGAAACGAGGACAUUUGAAUAAACUGGUCGUCGGGAUCAAAAAAUUGCAAUAUCCGCAUGAAGGUAUGAAAUAGUACGAAAUAAUGGUGAGAUGUUUACAGGAAACUGACAGUUCAUCAUUAAAGCUGUUUAGUGAAAUUUGCAUACCAAAGCACGUAGACAGUGUGGCCGAGCUAGUAGAGCGUUGAAUAUAUACAAUCCGGAAGCCAUAACUUGUCUCAUCGAGUUAAUUAUAGACUUUCAACUCUGGCGCCCAGAAGCUCUAAAAUCCCGUGUUUCAAAUUCCCGUUCGACCAAAAAGCUUAUGCCGUCAUGAUUUCCUACUUCUCUUUUUCUUUUUUUUCUAUUUCCAAGGAAAGGCAUAAAACACUUUGAAUUCGUGGUGCUUGAAUACAACACCAUGAGAUCUUCCAUUCUUAAUUUAGAGAACUAGUAGAUCAACCUGAAUUAUAGCGGUCAAUUGGCCAUCCCAACUACCCCCCAAACCCACCCCAAAGAUAACAACAUUCGAUCAUACUUAGCCUCAUCUGCGAACUUUUUUUAAUUAUCAUUUCAGUGCAAAAGAAAGUCCGGCAAACUAGGCGCGAAAUUGAUCGCCUCCCAUUGAAGUUCCUGGAUGUAGACAACGUCGACGAAGGUAGAGAAUAUGAUUUCUGGGAAGGCCUACGCCGGAGGUGUCUUGCUCCAGAACUAAGUGCUUUUGAUGACACUUCAAAGCUGAAAGACAGACUUGUGGAACUACGAAACAAGACUCUGAUGUUAUUUGGCGUUGCUAACGUCUUGUGGAUGAUUAUUAUUCUCACAUUGGUCAGGCACAAAGACUUGGCUGUGUUGGGUGUUGACAUUAUUGGACUUUCUUUCCUCACAGUCUACGGAUUAGUAAUUGCUUUGCAGUUUCUAGCUUUGUUAGGUCAUCGCUUUAAAACAGUCAUUCACCUUCUAGCUCGUGUACCCUGGAAAAUAAGUCAAGUUAAACUGGAAAUCAACGAUGAGCAUGAAGCAGUAACAAAUUUUUAG
Molecule: messenger RNA, 19899 nt
Organism: Porites lobata
Lineage: Eukaryota; Metazoa; Cnidaria; Anthozoa; Scleractinia; Poritidae
Source: the annotation of a GenBank genome assembly